UGAGUCACUAUAGCAGUGCCAGCGAGGGCACCAGUGUUGCAGAGGAAGGCACUGGUGAGUGAGGGGCAGCAUGGCAACAGCUGUCUCGGGUAGAGAAAGGGGAGCCCAGGACCCAACUGAGAUGCCAUAUACAGGGAGCGACACAGUGGAUGAACAAGCUCAACAGGAGGAAGUGGAGGACAAACUGAAGGAGUGCAUUGAUAAUGUGCUGGACAAGAGCAGGAUUCUCUACACUCCCAGAGCACUGCCUUGUUUCCCCAGCACAGUCUCUGUCUUCUCCAGUGCCAAGACACGGCAGGUGGCUCUGGAGAACCUGCGGCUUGCCUUCUCCUCCAAGAUGCUCUUUGACUUCCUGCUGGAACGCAGGCUUACGCUCACAGACUCCUUGGAGAAGUGCCUGAAGAAAGGUAAAGGGGAGGAGCAGUCUCUGGCUGCUACUGUCCUCACACUACUGUGCCUUCAGAUGGGCUCCGGCCCCGAGGGGGAGGAGGUGUUCCGCAGCCUGAAACCCCUUCUCAUCAACAUCCUGACCGACACCUCGGCCAGCCCCAUCUCUCGGCAGAGCUGUGCUGUGGCCCUGGGGAUGUGCUGCUAUAUUGCUGCUGCGGAUUUGGAGGACUUGAUUUCGUGUCUUACCUGCCUGGAGGGCAUCUUCAGCACUUCCUGCCCAGAGGAGGGCAACUCCAUGCCUGCCCAACACAGUCCUCUGCUCCAGACCUUGCACUGCAAUGCCCUCCAGUCCUGGUCCCUCCUACUCACCAUCUGCCCCAGCUCCUACAUCAAGAAGAUCCUGGACAAUCACCUACUCAAGCUGCCGCUAAUGCUGUCCAGCGACAAUGUCAACCUACGCAUCACGGCAGGCGAGACCAUUGCGUUGCUCUUUGAGCUAGCCCGUGAUAUGGAGGAGGAUAAUUUCUAUGAGGACACCGACCUCCUGUGCACCAAGCUGAAAGCCCUGGCCACAGACAGCAAUAAGUACCGGGCCAAGACAGACAGGCGCCGGCAGCGCUCGAUCUUCCGUGACGUGCUGCAUUUUAUUGAGAGUGGUGAGUUUCAUGAGGAGACCAUCAGGUUUGGUCUGGAGUGCAUGUAUGUGGACAGCUGGGUCAGAAGGAGAACAUACGACGCCUUCAAGGAGGUUCUGGGCUCUGGAGUCAGGCAUCACUUGCAGAACAAUGAGCUGCUGCGCGAGAUAUUUGACCUGGGCCCUCCACUGGUGCUUGAUGCUGCCGCCAUCAAAGCCAGCAAGAUCUCCCGCUUUGAGAAGCACCUCUACAACUCGGCCGCCUUCAAAGCCCGGACAAAAGCCAGGAGCCGUGUGCGUGACAAGCGAGCCGACAUCCUGUAACAGGGGCUGCUUCCUGCGACCCCUCCUUCUGCACAAAUCCAUGGACUACAGACCCCAACCACUGUGAUAUAGGGAGAGAAAUGGGAGGGGAGUGGCACCAGAUGCUCCCCCCUCCCCACUCCUGAAAGUGCAAAGCUCAUGCCACAUGCUCCCUCCUCCAGCUCUGGGGGCUUUUAUACAAGAACAGAACCGUGUAUGAGGGUGUGGAUUGUGGAGUUGGUGUGGCAACUAUGGGCCAAGGCCCUUUUUUAUUUUUAUUUUAUUUUAUUUUUUAACCAAAAAAAAAAGUAAGUGAGGUUUUGGGAAGUGGGGAAAUCCUUGCCUCCCCCACCCCUGCUCCCUAGCUAGUGGUUUUUGCCUCCCUCACACUUCCCUCCCUCUCCCCCUCUGGCUGUGUGCACUAGACCAGCCCCCUCCUGCCUCCACCAGUAAAUCGGUCCAGUAGGCUCCCAUAGUCUCCAUGGAGAUGCCAUACAUCAAAAUGUAGCUUGCUGGGGCAUGAGGAAGGGGGUGACAACAGAGGUGCGGGAGAGGUUUCCUGUUCCCUGCCCUGCAGUGGCGGGUGCCUGAUGUAGACUGGCUGAAGCAGACAUUGGGAGAUGCUGCUGGUGGUGGUGUAGUGCAGAGUAGGGUGGGGCGGGUUUCCCCCCCCCCAUGUCUGUGACUCCCAUCAUGCUGUGCCAACAUUGCAGUGCUGCUGUCAUGUCACUCAGGGCCUGCUUGUGUAGACCUGUCCUCUACUCCCAUGGUACAGGCCUGCCUGCCUCUUCCCUUACCCUAGAGCAGGAGCCACUGGCUUCAGUGGCAUCCCUGUGUAGCACUUGGGCCAGACUAGCCACCCAGGCCCCUGUGGGACUAAUGGUUCUCUUAUGUCUUGGUGCUGGGCAGGGCUGUUUGGAGGGUUUCUUACUGCACUGGAAGGGUGGUCUCUAGUAGUACAGGGUGCACUCACAGCGAUGAAAGGAAAGCCUUUCCAUCAUGCCUGCCUGCCUGCUUGCCUGUCCUGGCUCCAUGCAAAGGUCAGCCCCCCUCUCCCUGUUCCCUUGGGGGAACAGGCACUCUCCCCAAAAAGCUGGCAGCACAACCCCCUCCUAACACCGAAGUUGCCUCCUGUCAGUCCAAGCCAAAGCUUGAAGGAGUCAGACUGGGCCAGGUGUGAUGGAGGCUGGAUGAACUCACUCCUCCCUGUGCUAUCUCACCCCAGCCCUGGGACUGGGCAACCUGGAACUGGUCAGAGAUGGGAACUUAACUGCAGCCAAGUGGAACAGAGGGGAUGUGGGGCAACCGUCAAGGCUCUGAAAUGCUGGGGGGGGGGGCCACAGGGCUAAGUACCUGCUUUUAAAUGAUUUGUUUCUAUCCUGUGGUGUAGGUUGUAGUUGUGUUGAUCUAAGGACAUAAGCUGACAAAGUUCUUUACUAAAUCUGGUAUCUUUUAUUAAACCAACCCAAAUAGUUGGAAAAAUUCUCCUUUGCAAGCUUUCAAGUACAAAUACCCUUCAUCAGGCAGAAGAAGCUUCUGUAGUUGGUCUGUGCUCUUCCUGGAUGGAGUAGUAAAGUAGCCAGAGGCCAGUACUUAUUCAAGACAGCCAGUCAGUUAAAAUGUAAAUUAAGGUAGUCAGUAGGUG
This is a messenger RNA of Alligator sinensis (Chinese alligator), 2972 nucleotides long. RefSeq names its product interferon related developmental regulator 2 (gene IFRD2). Lineage: Eukaryota; Metazoa; Chordata; Crocodylia; Alligatoridae. The record is from RefSeq and is a predicted model, not a curated record. The coding region runs from base 71 to 1348 and encodes 425 amino acids. The transcript has 11 exons.